Colletotrichum phormii is the source of this 1374-nucleotide messenger RNA. RefSeq lists its product as uncharacterized. Lineage: Eukaryota; Fungi; Ascomycota; Sordariomycetes; Glomerellales; Glomerellaceae. Bases 1 to 1374 code for a protein of 457 amino acids. The transcript is spliced from 2 exons. The record is from RefSeq and is a predicted model, not a curated record.
AUGAUCGGCACCGUACUUUUCGGCUCGACGUAUUUCUUCAUGGUCAUGUUUCAGUGCCGGCCAAUUCAAACAUUUUGGGAGGAAUCACCACGCACGAAAGGAAAGUGCUUCAACAACCGCGUGGUUAUAAUCAUGACUUUCACGGCCUCGAUUAUCAACUGCCUCGCCGACUGGGCCUUUGGCAUCCUCCCCUUAUUCAUUGUCUGGUCGCUCUCCCUCCCAAAGCGCACCCGACUCCUAGCGUUCGGCAUUCUCUCUUUUGCUGCCAUCGGAUCCGCCGCAACCGUGGCAAGAUCCGUAUACAUACCGACCCUCCUCGAUGGCGACGACUUCCUAUGGGCGACUACCGACGUGGCUUUGUGGAGCACCGUCGAGCCCGGCAUCGGCAUCACUGCCGCAUCGAUCGCCACCCUUCGUCCUUUGUGGCAACUCAUUUGGUACCGUGCGGGUAUGCGGUCUCAAGCCCCUCGUCAGAUAGCAUGGCGAGAACGGUUCAAGGGGCAGCCGAGUUAUGUUCGCAGCGACGGCUCAGAUCCUCGUCACCCACGACACCCGGUGCCAGACGACGCACCCCUUGAAGAGAUCGAGGCUGAUAUCCGGGCCGAGUUUGAAGCUGAGGUACCUCGCAUUGCUCGCUCCCAAGAUGCCUACAGCUCUUCGGCACCGACGAGACGGAGUGGCUUGAGUAAGGACUUUAACAUCGCGUACGGAAGAGAAAGACACGAUGAAGACGUAGAGUCUUUGGUCAUCCCCCGCGACGACGGCGGCGAUGGUGGUCAAUGGCUCUGUCCAUCACCCCGCGAACAGGGAGACCACUCGAUUGAGCUAGAAGACGGCGUCCACUUGUCACCGAAAGUGAGAUCACCCGCGCCGACAGUGAAUUGGUGUUCACCACGCAUGUCGGCCAUAUCGAUGGGCUUCGGCUCCUUCAACCGAGAGAACCGCGACUCGACUCACUCAGCCCUCACUCUGGGCGUCAACAACUACGACGGCACAAACCACCCCCCGAGCAACCGAAUGAGCAGGCUGAGCAACGUCAGCAACGCCCACGAUAACAACAACCGAACGAGCAGGCUGAGCACCCUCAACAGCCCAGACCACCACUACCGAGACAGCAGAAUGACCAUGGAAACGUACACGAACACGAACCCGCGCCACAGCAGGUUCGACAACCGAUAUAGUCGGACGACGAGAGCCAGCAGCCACUACACGCGCGGCUCGCAGUUCCUGGCGCCGCCUUCCCCUGGGGACUUUACCAUGCCUAGCCCUCCCCCGAGUGCGUGGCAGAUCAACGUCCCUGGAGGUAUGGACUCGGCGCAGUGGCUUUCGUCUAGAAUGGCGGAGCACCCCGGUCAGCCGGGCAAUAAACGAUAG